This is a messenger RNA of Saccharomycodes ludwigii, 873 nucleotides long. It is a transcript of the gene CYT1, whose product is annotated as ubiquinol--cytochrome-c reductase catalytic subunit CYT1. The transcript has a single exon. The coding region runs from base 1 to 873 and encodes 290 amino acids. Gene Ontology annotation, biological process: mitochondrial electron transport, ubiquinol to cytochrome c. Gene Ontology annotation, molecular function: heme binding; electron transfer activity. The record is from RefSeq and is a predicted model, not a curated record. Lineage: Eukaryota; Fungi; Ascomycota; Saccharomycetes; Saccharomycodales; Saccharomycodaceae.
AUGUCUUUUAGAUCUGUUUUGAAGCAAACAGCUUCCAUCGCCAAGAAUACCAAAGUGGUUGGUUCUAUUGUUGCCGCUACUGGUUUAAGUGCUUCCGCUAUGCUAUACGCCGAUAGUUUGUCUGCUGAAGCUUUAACUGCUGCCGAACACGGUUUACAUCCUCCACAUUUCGGCUGGAGUCAUAAUGGUAUGUUCGAUACUUUUGAUCAUGCUUCUAUUAGAAGAGGUUACCAGGUUUAUCGUGAAGUUUGUGCCUCUUGUCACUCCUUGAGCAGAGUCCAUUGGAGAACAAUGGUCGGUGUUUCUCAUACCAAUUCUGAGGUUAGAGAAUUUGCUGAAGAAUUCGAAUAUGAUGAUGAACCGGAUGAUCAAGGUAACCCAAGAAAGAGAAAGGGUAAGUUGAGUGAUUUGAUGCCAAGCCCAUAUCCAAAUGAGCAAGCUGCUAGAGCUGGUAAUCAAGGUGCCUUACCACCCGAUUUGUCUUUGAUCGUUAAAGCUAGACAUGGUGGUGCCGAUUAUAUUUUUGCUUUAUUGACUGGUUAUCCAGAAGAACCUCCAGCUGGUGUCGUUUUGCCAGAAGGUGCCAACUACAAUCCAUACUUCCCAGGUGGUUCCAUUGCAAUGGGCAGAAUUUUGUUUGAUGACUUAGUUGAAUAUGAAGAUGGUACCCCAGCUACCACUUCCCAAAUGGCCAAGGAUGUUGUUACAUUUUUGAACUGGGCUUCUGAACCAGAACACGAUGAAAGAAAGAGAUUGGGAUUAAAGACUUUGAUUAUUUUGUCCGUUUUGUACGGUUUGAGUGUGGCUCAAAAGAGAAUUAAGUGGGCUAAUAUCAAGACUAGAAAAUUUGUUUUCAAUCCACCAAAGAAAUAA